CUUCAACAAAGAAAAGCUGCACCGAAUACCAAGAUCACCAAAGGCCGCACCGGACACCGCUCAAGUGCUCUGCAGAGGAGCUGCAUGACUGGGUACAGUCAAGAAAGGAAGCAAUCUCGGUCCCCUUGUACCAGCAUGGGCUCGCCGUCUCGCGAGGGCGUGCUUCAGUAGUUCGUCUGUUUGCCAAGUUCAAAAGGACUUGGUUUCCUCUCUCUCUCCUUUCUGGCUUGCCGCUGCAAGCCCUGGCCUGCCUGUCUUGAGUCUCCUUACUUAGCUCUUCCCACGGACCUUUUUUCUUUUCUUCUCGUAGAUAACCAUCCGCAACUUUGCUUGCAUCCGUACUCCUAUCCGCAUUCGAGACAUCUAGUCCCCACUGAUACUCACCGCCAUGCUAUCACUGGCGUCUCUUCUUAAUCCCGCCCCUCCAGGGCCACCAAUCAACAGGUUUCCUCCAAGCCCAGCCUCGUCGUCUUCCCCAACGGCGUCCAUACCAGACGAGCCGGAUCUUCUAGGCCAGCACGUAAUGGCUAAGCAAAAGAUACCAAAGUCUGCGGCCCUGUUGCCCACGAGUAGACCCAAGGGCGUUGUCAACUUCCCCCCUUUCGAAAACCUGGACGAGGCGUCGCUCCGCCAAGUUCGGCAAUUUCGCGUCUGUCCCUUCGGGAACAUACAGGGCCAGUCCCGGCACAUCCCUUAUAACAGCACGAAGAAGGGUUUCUUCGAGAAGACUGGCCGAGAAAGUUUCGAAGUUUUCCAGUAUACUUUUAAAGUCCCCGGGGACGAGACCGAAUAUACCGUCAUGUGGGAUUACAAUGUCGGCCUCGUCCGCAUGACCCCUUUCUUCAAAUGCUGCAAAUACCCCAAGACGACGCCAGCAAAGAUGCUAAACUUAAAUCCGGGGCUUAAGGAGAUCACGCACAGCAUUACGGGGGGCUCCAUCAUGGCCCAAGGUUAUUGGAUGCCGUAUUACUCCGCAAAAGCCGUAUGCGCGACCUUCUGCCACAACAUCGCAGGGGCCCUCAUACCCAUCUUCGGUCCCGACUUCCCCUCGCACUGCACGCCCUCGGAAGCGCCAGAGUACAGCCGCAUGACCAUCGACCCGGCCAUCGUGCUCCAAUCCACGCGAGAAGCGGAGCACUUCCGCAUGCUAUGCAGCAUCAACUCGGCCGCAGCCGCCGCCAACGCCAGCAACAGCAACAACAACAACAACAACCAUCACCAUGCGCACUACCGCCGCCGCCCGGUCCCAAAGGCCCUCCCAACACCUAAUAGCCCGUAUGCUACGGACCCGGAUAGCGACACCUCACCUAUAGCCGCGGAGCACGCCCACCGCCCUCGCUACCCGUUCUCUCCCGUCCAACUACCUCCGCCGCCGACGAUAGCAGCAGCAGCAGCAUCCUCCCUGCAGCCCACGAGCAGCGGCUGGACGCCCGCGAACGUAGUUUCGCCGCACCGCCACCAGCACCAGCACCAGCACUACGAGCCCUCCGGACUGAGCCCCUGGCUCACCGCCGUCCCACGCUUCACCACCGAGACACACAUCCGGCCGUACCCUGCUCCUCUCUCCGCCCCCCUCCCCGCUGCCCCCCUCGUCCCUCCCACGCCAUCCUCGCAUCCCUGGCGAGGCAAGCGAGCAGCCGAGCACGUGACGGAGACCGAUUACUCGCCGCAGCAGCAGCGCAUCAUCACUAGCAACAUCAGCAGCGGCCGAACUGCGGCGGAACCCGUCCACCAAGACCCUCGCAACGGCAGCAGCAGGAGCAACAGCAAUAGCAGUAGCAGCAAGAUAAAACGCCUGCCGCCGAGCGACUCGCCGCUAGGCGCGGCCGGGGGGCGCGCGGACAAGAACGCGGCGCUGCUCUUGAUGAACCUCAGCGUUAGGGACUCGCGGGGCGGUGGAGGAGGAGGUACCAGGAGCGGAGGGUAUGGCGGCGGUAGCACGACGGCGGCGACGACGACGGUGUCGGGAACGAGUUCGCCUGGGGACGGGGCGUUUCCACGCGUUAAGAGGGUUAGGUCGAAUUCGAUGUGAGGACCUACCUAAGGUACCUAGGUAGGGCAGGGUAAGGUCGCUUGUCUAGGUUGAGCUUACUCCGAAUAUGGUUCAAGAAAAGGGGAGAGGGGGAAGGAGGAGAGAGGUGUCGGACAACUUUGGUUUUACUACUGGGAUAGACAUCGGGCCGGGGUGAAAAUUGGGAAAGGGGACUUUGGAGUUUAUGCGUACGCCCCUUUUGAGGUCAAAAUUGGGCACGGCAGUAGCGGCGGCGGCGAUGGCGGCGGCGGCGUUCUACC
Molecule: messenger RNA, 2292 nt
Organism: Daldinia caldariorum
Lineage: Eukaryota; Fungi; Ascomycota; Sordariomycetes; Xylariales; Hypoxylaceae
Exons: 4
Coding region: 389-2032 (547 amino acids)
Molecular function (GO): DNA binding
Source: RefSeq, a predicted model, not a curated record